AUGACGGUUGAAGAAAGCGAGCGCAGUCGUAAUUGGGAUUUGAAAAGGAAAAGAAUCGGGUUGGCGAUCACGCAGAGACAGAGUUGGUAUAUGCGACGAGAAGAGAGAGUGAACGAGAGAGAUGGGAGUGAGAAGGGUGAAGUUGAAGUUACGCCACAAAGCGGGCAGAGAGCUCCCAAUUUGGAAUCAACUGGCCAGCUGGAAUGGGCAGGCGGUGAGUGA
Messenger RNA from Penicillium cataractarum, 222 nucleotides. RefSeq lists its product as uncharacterized. The record is from RefSeq and is a predicted model, not a curated record. The coding region runs from base 1 to 222 and encodes 73 amino acids. Lineage: Eukaryota; Fungi; Ascomycota; Eurotiomycetes; Eurotiales; Aspergillaceae. The transcript has a single exon.